CUCUACUCGUUCAAUCGAACAAACAACCCAGCCAAAUUGGAAAAAGGUUUCCUAAAAUCCAACCGACUCCCCUCUUCAUAACCGUCUCCAAAUUGGAAACCCAGAAUAACAGUUUCAAUUUCUUGUUGUUCAGUAUAUGAUACAAGGAAUGAGAUGCUAUCCGCUCGCAGAAAAGAAGAAGAAGAAGAAGAAGAAGAAGAAGAAGGAUCAAAAGUUUUUCGUCACGUUUUUGUUAACAGACAACACGAGGCCCUAUCAAGUCAAUUAGAUAAACCAAUUAAGUGAACAAAUCUUGUAGCCAAGGUUGCCUGAAAAAUGGAUUCAGUUGUUAUUAAGGUGAUUGAAGAACCAGAGUACUGCCCUCAGGCUGUGAUUGAUUGGUGCAAGCUUGGAGUAGACGAGAUGAAGAAGAAUAAGCAUCUAGGUGUCAAAGCAAGGAAACAUCUUUGAUCUUUCAGCUGUUGGUUAGCUCCAAAGAAAAGCAAAUUUGAGAUGUGCUAGUCUUCUCCUGCAGGGAAGUGUUAUUAUUCACUUAAAAUGUCUUGCAAAGGCUGCAUUGAAGAAGGUUAUCUUUAUAGAAGUGCCCUUCAGAAUUCUAAGGCACAGUUGAAUUUCCAUAUGAAAGAUGGAAAAGAAGAGGUUGUUCCAGUUUUGGGAUGUAGAGAGCAUACACAUACACAGGAUGGUGAUAAUGGCUACAUAGAUUCUGCCAAACAGAUCAAAGGGGAGAUUUCUGGUGCUGUUAUCGAACAACAUGAAGCGAAUGUAGAUGUUGAAAUCACGGAGGGAGCUAAUGAGACUGCAUGUGACAGUUCUAAUGCACCAUUGAAUGCCCAUUUAAAGAUCGAAGAAGACAAAAUUACUGUUUUGGGGUCUCUCUCUAGAAAGCGCAGCCUCAAACCAGCUGAAGAGAACAAUGUAGAUUCUGUCAAGGUGAAGAAAAGCAAAACUUUUAAAGGCUCUCAAAAGAAAAGGAGAGAAGACUUUGAUGUGAAACGUCCAAAGAAAUCUAGUACAGUGCGGUCAAACAAAGGAGCACAAGCAAUUGUAGUACCUCGACGCUAUCCUCCAACUAAUCUAUCCAUGCUGGUGGACAAGGGGGUGGUAUUGUCGAAUGCUAUGGUUUAUUUUAUUAAUAGAAAGGAUGGCCGUAGGAUGGCUGAAGGGAGUGCAACACGUGAUGGGAUUAGAUGUCAUUGCUGCAACAAGCUGUUUACACUUAGUGCCUUUGAAGCUCAUGCUGGUAGUACCUUUCGGAGACCAGCUGCCUGCAUAUUUUUGGAAGAUGGAAGGUCUUUACUAGAUUGCCAGAUUCAGAUGAUAACAGAAGAAAAUAAGAUGAUGAAUUUCAUUCAAGGUCCAAAUGAGAGAACCCAAAGGAACCAAACCUGUGAAGACAGUGAUAAUAUAUGCUCUGUUUGUCACUAUGGUGGUAUGCUACUGCUGUGUGAUGGAUGUCCCUCUGCAUUCCAUUUGAGUUGCCUUGGCUUAAACCAUCUACCAGAAGGAAAAUGGUUUUGCUUCUCUUGUAAAUGUACAGUAUGUGGUCAAUGUGGAAACAAAGGAGAUAUCGAACUAUCUAGAGAAAUGACUAUUUGCUGUGAUCAAUGCAGGCGCAAAUUUCAUAAGGAAUGCUUAAGCAUGGAAAGAAAGGUAGUGAGAGGCAAUUGGUUCUGUAAUGGAAAAUGCCAACAGAUAUUCUUAGAUAUCCACAAGCUUUUAAGAAAACCAAUUCCAUUGGGUGUGGAUAAUCUGACUUGGACCAUAUUGAAAUCCAUGGAAGAGGACCAUGCUGGAUUCAUGACUGAGCAACACAAGAAGCUAAACAUUGCACUUGCUGUGAUGCAUGAAUCUUUUGAGUCUAUUGUAGAACCUCGCACUCACAGGGAUCUUAUGGAGGACGUUAUUUUUAGUAGGGGAUCAAAAUUAAAGCGUUUGGACUUUAGGGGAUUUUACACUGUACUACUGGAAAGAGGGGAUCAAGUGGUUUCUGUAGCUCUUGUCAGAGUCCAUGAUGAAAAAGUGGCAGAAGUACCCCUUGUUGCUACCCGACUUGCAUUUCGACGUCUUGGAAUGUGUCACCUCCUCAUGAAUGAGCUUGAGAACAAACUCAUGGAGUUAGGGAUAGAAAGGUUAGUUUUGACUGCAGCUCCUCAGGUUGUACAUACAUGGACUACGUCAUUUGGGUUUUCUACAAUGACAGAGUUGGAUAGACUGAAUUUGCUAGAGUACACCUUUUUGUAUUUCCAAGAAUGUAUCAUGUGUCAAAAGUUUUUGACAAAGACAGUGAUAUCAAUAUAGAUUGGUGAAGAAUUUCUUUUCGGUUUUUUUAUGGAAAAACUUGUGGGUCUGUUAUUAAAAACAAGCAUUAUAGUGUUAUCAAUUGCAGCUUGAGAACAGACUUUUGGAGUUAGGGAUAGAAAGGUUAGAUUUGACUGCAGAUCCUCAGGUUGUACAUACAUGGACUAUGCCAUUUGGGUUUUCUACAAAGACAGAGUUGGAUAGACUGAAUUUUCUAGAAUACACCUUUUUGGGUUUCCAUGAUUUUAUGAUAGUAUCAUGUGCCAGAAGUUUUGACAAAGAUAGUGAUAUCAAUGUAGAUUGGUGAAGAAUUUUCUUUCUUUCCUUCUUUUUUUUUUUUGGAUGGGAGAGCUUGUGGAUCUGUUAUUAAAAUCAAGCAUUGUAAUGUUAUCAAUUGGAGGUUUUUUUUGGUAAGAAGAGGGAAAUAACUUGACCUUUUUGUAAGGUUAUGAGGCUCAAAUCUCAUUUUAUAUGUAAA
Messenger RNA from Nelumbo nucifera (sacred lotus), 2779 nucleotides. Its product is annotated as increased DNA methylation 1-like. Gene Ontology annotation, cellular component: nucleus. Gene Ontology annotation, biological process: regulation of transcription by RNA polymerase II; negative regulation of DNA-templated transcription. The record is from RefSeq and is a predicted model, not a curated record. Gene Ontology annotation, molecular function: acyltransferase activity, transferring groups other than amino-acyl groups; transcription corepressor activity. NCBI's taxonomy places the organism in Eukaryota, Viridiplantae, Streptophyta, Magnoliopsida, Proteales, Nelumbonaceae.